Messenger RNA from Penicillium alfredii, 1710 nucleotides. Its product is annotated as homeobox domain-containing protein. Lineage: Eukaryota; Fungi; Ascomycota; Eurotiomycetes; Eurotiales; Aspergillaceae. Gene Ontology annotation, biological process: regulation of transcription by RNA polymerase II; cell differentiation. The transcript is spliced from 3 exons. The record is from RefSeq and is a predicted model, not a curated record. Bases 1 to 1710 code for a protein of 569 amino acids. Gene Ontology annotation, molecular function: DNA-binding transcription factor activity, RNA polymerase II-specific; RNA polymerase II cis-regulatory region sequence-specific DNA binding.
AUGUCCGACCCGGAGCCCUCGGCGGCCUUGUCCUCGCCAUCUCUGCCGGCUACCGACUCCAAUGCUCUUAACUAUGCCUUCUUAGUCCACUCCCAGAAGACCCUCACCCAGAACCUACCUCCCCGAGUCGAUAACAAGCUACUGGCUCGCCAGAAACGGCGUCGAACUAGUCCGGAGGACCACGCCGUGCUGGAGGCAGAGUACCAACGGAACCCCAAACCAGACAAGGUUGCCCGAGCCAGCAUCGUGGACCGUGUCUCACUCGGCGAAAAAGAGGUCCAAAUCUGGUUCCAAAACCGCCGCCAGAACGACCGUCGGAAAUCCAAACCGCUUCAGCCACACGAACUACUCGGUCCCCGAUCGGGCAUGCUCGACUCCUCUGGACACCCGGUCAGUGAUGAUAACGCGUCGGCGGAGCCCGGGUCGUCGAGUGGGGCGGAACACUUUGAGGUGCAGGAUCGGCACGAGGGCACAACAAAACCAUGGGAUGGUGGACAGCUGCAGUUAUCUGAUGAGGUCGAACCCAUGGCUGGGGAAAAGGACGAGUCCGAGCAGGCUCUGCCGAGCACCCAAACCAGUGUGGCAACCGAAGCUUUCGAGGACACCCCGCCCUCCACACAGGAAGAAUUCUCUCAGAGCCAAAAUGACAGCACGGGCGAAUCUCUGCUGCAGGUAUCGAAACGAAAACGCUCGGUGUCGGACAUCCGUGGAGAAGAAACACAGAACGAACAGUCUGCAGAGACGGAUCCCCCACAGUCGGCCAAGUCCCCGCCUCCAUUGAGACUGUCUUUAUCCUUUGAUGGCGAGGCCAUGGUGCGCAAGGAAGGCGAGCUGACGCCGUCCCCACCCAAGAACCGCAAUGCAUUACGCAUUGCCAUGUCGUCCGACGGCAAAGCCGUGAUCCGUGCAGAGGACGAGCCGUCGCCGUCUAAGAACCGCGUCGCCAUGUUUUCGGUCCGCCGCACCAGACUCUCGAGUCUUCGACGCAGCAAUAGCGCCAUCCUUCCGACCACGCCGCGGGUAGGCCUGUCCGAGAAGGACAGAUCCUUUGGCCGGUCCCGCGACCCCCGAAACUGGGAGUCGUUCGUUGAUACCGACGCACGGAGUGCCCUGUCAACACCAUCCAGCUCGCAGGCCAACACCAACGCGUCUCCGGGUUUCUUCCAGUCCCGCAGCCAGCGCUCGCUCACGCGAAGCCGCUCCUCACGACACAGUCUGCUCGCCGCCCACGCCGAUUCCUCCCAGACACCGAUAUCCCAGUCGGUGGGCGAGAAGCGGCGGAAACUGUCCCGCACGGUAUCCUCGCUUGGAAGACUCGAGACCGGCCGCAACAGGCAGUCCGGGUACCCAUCGAAACUGUCCAAACCCCUGCCUGCCAAGUCGGGCAAAACAGACCUGGAGCUGGACCCCGGUGACUCCGACAAGGAGAACUGGGUCCCAGGCACGCGGACGUCGCAUGGUCGUCGACGCACCACUUCCCACUCGUCGCGGUCUGUGCUCCGCGAAGCCAACCGGAACCGCGGGCUCGGCGUGCUCUCCAGCGGGAAACGCAGCCGCCCAUUCCAGUCCGGUGCCCAGGGCAAGGCACCACCGAGUGUGAGUGCUGAGGUCUCGGCAUUUAUGGGCGGUGGCUCCGGCGCCAGCCAAGAGGAUGAUGACCUGGAUUGUGUCCAGGGACUGUUAUCGUUGAGCCAAGGGGCAUGGCGAUAG